Messenger RNA from Peromyscus eremicus (cactus mouse), 3769 nucleotides. It is a transcript of the gene Tox4, whose product is annotated as TOX high mobility group box family member 4. Gene Ontology annotation, cellular component: nucleus. Bases 666 to 2696 code for a protein of 676 amino acids. The transcript has 8 exons. Gene Ontology annotation, biological process: regulation of transcription by RNA polymerase II. Gene Ontology annotation, molecular function: chromatin DNA binding. Lineage: Eukaryota; Metazoa; Chordata; Mammalia; Rodentia; Cricetidae. The record is from RefSeq and is a predicted model, not a curated record.
UGAAAAAGGACGGUGUGCACUAGACACGCCACCCGGGAAGCCGCGGGCUCCCAGGCGGGGCACAGGGUCCACGGGAAGAACAGAGCCCCGCCCCCGGAGCUCGCCCCGCCCCCUCCGCUCAACUCCGCUCGCCCGGCCCACUCGCCCCGCCCCGCCCCCAGGCCCGAUUUGGGAGGUGGGAUCCCCGCCCCGGCCCCGCGGGCGGUCCACCGGCGGGUUACCUGUGUCUCCGAUGAUGAUGUACUUGAAGAGAUAAGCAUAAGUCAUGGUCCCGAGGCGUCUGUGUUCCGGGUCCGCUUGAUUUCUACAGCCACGUACCUCCGACCUCUCUAGCCACCCAAACUACCGAUCUCCUUAUUUGCCUCCGCUCCAGCCCUUCUAGCUCAGGCCGCGUCUCUAUUGCUCUCCCCAGAAAUUCUCGCUGGAUCCUGAGUACCCGACGCUGCCUCUAGGGCCGCCCCGCGCUCUUCUACAUGCCAUCAUCCCACCAAGCUCCAGGGGGCGACAGCGAGCCUUCGGGCAGCUCGGAUCGCGACUCGUUCGGCCAGGACUCCGUCCAAUCAGCGGAGAGCGACGCUCCUCCUUGAGGAAGUGACGCGUUCGGAACCCAGUGGGGCCGGUGGGAGCGAUGCGGAUGCUGUGGGGCUGGUAGGGGUGCCGUGAAGAUGGAGGUAGGCGCUGGGUCUGGAGGGUUGGCGAGCAGCGCGGCCGACUCGGUGGAAGCCGAAGCUGGAAGCCGGGCCAGGGAGGAGCGAGGGGGGCUCGGGAGUGCUGGGGGUCGCCGGGGUUUCAGCGCACCCCUGCUCCCCUCACUUAUCCCCGUGGCUUUUUUUGGUUUACAGUUUCCUGGAGGAAACGACAAUUACCUGACCAUCACUGGGCCCUCGCAUCCCUUCCUGUCCGGGGCCGAGACAUUCCAUACACCAAGCUUGGGUGAUGAGGAAUUUGAAAUCCCACCUAUCUCCUUGGAUUCCGAUCCCUCCUUGGCUGUCUCAGAUGUGGUCGGCCACUUUGAUGACCUGGCAGACCCCUCUUCUUCACAGGAUGGCAGCUUUGCAGCUCAAUAUGGAGUUCAGACAUUGGACAUGCCUGUGGGCAUGACCCACGGCUUGAUGGAGCAGGGCGGGGGGCUCCUGAGUGGGGGCUUGACUAUGGACCUGGACCAUUCUAUAGGAACUCAGUAUAGUGCCAAUCCACCUGUUACAAUUGAUGUACCAAUGACAGACAUGACAUCUGGCUUAAUGGGACAUAGCCAGUUGACCACUAUUGAUCAGUCAGAACUGAGUUCUCAACUUGGUUUGAGCUUAGGAGGUAGCACCAUCUUGCCACCUGCCCAGUCACCUGAGGAUCGUCUUUCAACUACUCCUUCACCUACCAAUUCACUUCAUGAGGAUGGUGUUGAUGAUUUCCGGAGGCAACUUCCCAGCCAGAAGACAGUGGUGGUAGAAACAGGGAAAAAGCAAAAGGCUCCCAAGAAGAGAAAAAAGAAAGACCCUAAUGAACCUCAGAAGCCAGUCUCUGCAUAUGCAUUAUUCUUUCGUGAUACUCAGGCUGCCAUCAAGGGACAGAACCCCAAUGCUACCUUUGGUGAGGUUUCGAAGAUAGUGGCUUCCAUGUGGGACAGUCUUGGAGAAGAGCAAAAACAGGUGUAUAAGCGGAAAACUGAAGCUGCUAAGAAAGAGUAUCUCAAGGCGCUAGCUGCUUAUAAAGACAACCAGGAGUGUCAGGCUACUGUGGAAACAGUGGAAUUAGAUCCUGUCCCACAGUCGCAGACUCCUUCACCACCUCCUGUGACUACUGCUGACCCCGCAUCUCCAGCACCAGCCUCAACGGAGUCGCCUGCUUUGUCCCCUUGCAUUGUAGUUAAUUCCACGCUCUCAUCUUAUGUGACAAACCAGGCAGCCUCAGGGGCUGGAGGUCAGCCCAAUAUUACCAAGUUGAUUAUUACCAAACAGAUGUUGCCCUCUUCUAUUACCAUGUCUCAAGGAGGAAUGGUUACUGUUAUCCCAGCCACAGUGGUUACCUCCCGUGGGCUCCAAUUAGGCCAAACAAGUACAGCUACUAUUCAGCCCAGCCAGCAGGCCCAGAUUGUCACUCGGUCAGUAUUGCAGGCAGCAGCAGCUGCUGCUGCUUCUAUGCAACUGCCUCCACCCCGACUACAGCCUCCUCCAUUGCAACAGAUGCCUCAGCCCCCAACUCAACAGCAAGUCACCAUUCUGCAGCAGCCUCCUCCUCUUCAGGCCAUGCAACAGCCUCCACCUCAGAAAGUCAGAAUCAAUUUACAACAGCAGCCACCACCGCUGCAGAGCAAGGUUGUGCCUCCACCCACUCUGAAAAUGCAGACUGCCCUGAUCCCUCCAGCUGUGGAAAGCAGCCCUGAGCAGCCUCUGAACUGCAGCCCUGAGGCCCACCCAGCAGAGGCAACCUCUCCUGAGACAAUCUGUGAAAUGAUCACGGAUGUAGUUCCUGAGGUGGAGUCUCCUUCUCAGAUGGAUGUUGAACUGGUGAGCGGAUCUCCUGUAACCCUGUCACCGCAGCCUCGAUGUGUGAGGUCUGGUUGUGAGAACCCUCCUGUUAUCAGUAAGGAUUGGGACAACGAGUACUGCAGCAAUGAGUGUGUGGUGAAGCACUGCAGGGAUGUAUUCUUGGCCUGGGUGGCCUCUAGAAAUCCAAAUUCUGUGGUGUUUGUGAAGUAGCCUUUCUUCUUCAAGCCUUGAAGAUUUAUCUGCCGGACACAAGUCCAGGAGCCUGUUUUUGAAAGACAAGCUGGGCUUCUUCUGGUAGUGCCUGACCUUUACACCCAGCCCUUCAUGCCCCCACCUUUUCUUUCUUUAGCAGGCCAGUGAAUUUACUGUCAUUUGGAAUUGCUUUUCACUCUAACUACAAGCAAAAUUACCAGGUUAAUAGCACAGGGAAGGGUGAAGGGAAUAUGGAAGCAAAUCAUAGGGGUUAUUUGAAGAAAUGUGUCAAAAAUUGUCAGAGGCCUUGCCUAAAAUGUUCUUGGGAAAGUGCUUAGCUCUGCUCCUAGGAGGAGACAGCACUGAGAUAGAAGGCCGGGGGCUACAGCUCAGUGGUAAAGUGCAUUGGGUUUAAAUCCCAAUUAAAGAGGAAUGAAGUACUGACUUAAAAUACCCUUUAAGAAGGGAACUACUAUUAUUCAUCUACACAGUGCUUUAAGAACGAAGGUUUGUGUGGCUAGGGUUAUGGCCUAGCACUAACAAAGCUCUGAGUUCAGUCCCCAGGCAGAAAGGUCAGGAGUUCAAGGUCAUAAUUGGCCACCAGUGAGUUUGAGGCCAAGCUAGGCUACAUGAGGCAAAGGUAGAACAAAGGUUUUGCAGAGCAUGGUGGCCCAUGACUUUAAUCCCAGUAUUUUGGAGGUGGACAUAGAGUUUUCUACGAGUUAAAAGCCAAUCUGAACUUACAUAGACCUUGUUCAAAAAACAAAGGCUGGGUAUGGUGGCACUCUCCUUUAAUCCCAGCUCUUGGUAGGUAGAGGCAGGUUGGAUCUCUGAGUUUGAAGCUAGCCAGGGUUACAUAGUGAGAUCCUGUCUUAAGGUCCCCUCCCCAUUCCUGACACACACACCUCUCUCUCAGCACAUUGGGCUGGAGGGGAAAUGACAUCAUUCAGGACUAUCAUUUUUUCCCUACAAGUAUUUCUGCAGUCAAAACUUUCUUUACCUAACUUGAUUACCAGUUUUGCAUGUAAGAGGCAGAACUCUAUACCCUUAAUGAGAGGUUUUACAAAGUAAAGAAGUUGUGUUUGAUGAAA